AUGCCCGCGUACCUGGAUGAAGACAGCUUUACUGAUGAAGACGACGAGCACGAGCACGAACACGACCAAGACGACCCGACUCCAACGGUCAACCGGUUUGCCAGUGCAUCCCAAAUCAAAAUCAACGACGGGUCGCCCAUCCUGCAACGACAGACGAUCAGAAGAAUCCAGUCGCUAUGUCAGACCAACAAGGAGAAGGAAGACUUUGUGUUUGACGACAACUCGUUCCUCACACAGUCAUCCAUAGUCCACUACAAGGUGAAGGAUGAUUUGCUUGAUCGAAUAGACGUCGUACAGAUGGUCAGGCUCAUGAACGGCUAUCACCUGCAUGAGUACAGUCAGAUCCACAUCAUUGAUUGUCGAUUCAAAUACGAGUUUGAUGGAGGCCACAUCAAGGGGGCUAUCAACAUCAGUAACAAAGACCAGCUACACGAACGGUUCAUAUCAAACAUGACCAGUGCGAAACUUACUAAUACUACUGGUAGUAACAAUGAACGGUCGUUACUCGUAUUCCACUGUGAGUUCAGUAAGUACCGAGGACCAGCUCUUGCCACGUACUUGAGGAAAUGUGAUCGUACCUUCAACAGCAACAACUAUCCUCGUUUAUCAUAUCCGGACAUCGUUGUACUUGACGGAGGGUACAAGAAGUUCUACGAGUCCCACAAACACUUGUGCACUCCGCAGGAUUACGUUGAAAUGAACGACUCACAGUACCAGUCGACCUGCGAGUUUGAAAUGGAUAAGGUUCGGCAAGAGAACAAGUUAACCCGCGCCAAGGCGUUGAACACGUUGCUUACGUCAUCCUCCACACAUUCACUUGCAUCUUCAUUAUCUUCGUCAUUAUGCUCUUCAACACCAGAGAUCCCAACCCUUAAGAGACAAAAGUCUAAUGGGAAGAAAGGGCUUCGGCACAAAACGUCCUCGUGUUCCAUCUCCAAAUUAUCUUCCUUCACGGGUGAAAGCCCUAGCCAUAAAGACUUCCAGCCAAAGGACUUCCAACCGCCGUCGCUCAACUCCCUUCAUAGAAAGUGGAGCAGUCACAGCGCAUCGACAACUUCGAUCAACUCCUCUUCAUCGUCCAUCUAUUCAGAUUAUCUGCUAACAGAUUCCCUCACUGAUGUUUCUUCAAUGACAUCUGACUCGUUGUUUGACUCCAGCAAUAAUCUCAUCAUUCAUAAGUCCAAGUCUUUACUACGACCCAUCACCAGGAAACCCAGUGUUUCAGUACCCCAAUUGCCUCCAUGUAAAGACUUCAAGUUCCCUAAUGAUAACACUAACAUUACAUUAUCUAUCCAGGAUGUCCCCCCACGGCUUCUGAAAAAUACCCCCAAAUUGUCACCGAUGAUCUCCCAAACAUCCCCCAGUUCCGCAACCACUCCCUUUUCAUCUCAUACGUUCCUUGACCCCAUAUUAGACACUCCCGUGGACUUUUCAGUGCCUACCAAUUGCUCAACAUUUGGCUCUAAGUCCCAAAAGAAACAAACCAGAAUGACGUCGCUCUUGAACUCGUCGUCGCAAAUGAUGUAUGGGUUUAUCGACAUCGAUGAAGUUAAUGAAGACGAGUUGGAUGACGAUGAUUAA
Messenger RNA from Lizanozyma spartinae, 1581 nucleotides. RefSeq names its product putative tyrosine protein phosphatase (gene MIH1). Gene Ontology annotation, cellular component: cytoplasm; nucleus. The transcript has a single exon. Gene Ontology annotation, biological process: protein dephosphorylation; positive regulation of G2/M transition of mitotic cell cycle; positive regulation of G2/MI transition of meiotic cell cycle. Lineage: Eukaryota; Fungi; Ascomycota; Pichiomycetes; Serinales; Debaryomycetaceae. The coding region runs from base 1 to 1581 and encodes 526 amino acids. Gene Ontology annotation, molecular function: protein tyrosine phosphatase activity. The record is from RefSeq and is a predicted model, not a curated record.